Odobenus rosmarus divergens (Pacific walrus) is the source of this 2028-nucleotide messenger RNA. It is a transcript of the gene PYGO2, whose product is annotated as pygopus homolog 2 (Drosophila). The record is from RefSeq and is a predicted model, not a curated record. The transcript has 3 exons. Bases 159 to 1379 code for a protein of 406 amino acids. NCBI's taxonomy places the organism in Eukaryota, Metazoa, Chordata, Mammalia, Carnivora, Odobenidae. Gene Ontology annotation, biological process: spermatid nucleus differentiation; kidney development.
GGUGUGGCCGCGGGCUGGCGGCUGGCGCUCCGCUCGCCCCCCGGCCUCGCCGCCUGGCCUGGCCGCUCCUCGCGGGCGCCCCGACCCCCCUCCCGGCGAUGGUGCCGCCCGAGGGCGCCUCCGUCCCCCGCCACCGCUGACCCCGGCCCCCCCGCCCCAUGGCCGCCUCGGCGCCGCCCCCACCGGACAAGCUGGAGGGAGGUGGCGGCCCCGCACCGCCCCCUGCGCCGCCCGGCACCGGGAGGAAGCAGGGCAAGGCCGGUCUGCAGAUGAAGAGCCCAGAGAAGAAGCGAAGGAAGUCAAACACUCAGGGCCCUGCAUACUCACAUCUGACGGAGUUUGCGCCACCCCCGACUCCCAUGGUGGAUCACCUGGUUGCAUCCAACCCUUUUGAGGAUGACUUCGGAGCCCCUAAGGUGGGGGGCGCGGCCCCUCCAUUCCUUGGCAGUCCUGUCCCCUUUGGAGGCUUCCGUGUACAGGGGGGCAUGGCAGGCCAGGUACCCCCAGGCUACAGCACUGGGGGUGGAGGGGGCCCCCAGCCUCUUCGUCGACAGCCCCCCCCUUUCCCUCCCAACCCUAUGGGCCCUGCUUUCAACAUGCCCCCCCAGGGCCCCGGCUACCCACCCCCAGGCAACAUGAACUUUCCUAGCCAACCCUUCAACCAGCCUCUGGGUCAGAACUUCAGCCCUCCUGGUGGGCAGAUGAUGCCAGGCCCGGUGGGGGGAUUUGGCCCCAUGAUCUCACCCACCAUGGGACAGCCUCCCAGAGGGGAGCUGGGCCCCCCUUCUCUCCCCCAACGCUUUGCCCAGCCAGGAGCACCUUUUGGCCCUUCUCCUCUCCAGAGACCUGGUCAGGGGCUCCCCAGCCUGCCCCCCAACACAAGUCCCUUCCCUGGCCCGGACCCUGGCUUUCCUGGCCCUGGUGGUGAGGAUGGGGGAAAGCCCCUGAAUCCACCUGCUCCCACUGCUUUUCCCCAGGAGCCUCACUCAGGCUCCCCAGCCGCUGCUGUUAAUGGAAAUCAGCCCAGUUUCCCCCCAAACAGCAGUGGGCGGGGUGGGGGAACUCCAGAUGCCAACAGCCUGGCACCCCCCAGCAAGGCGGGUGGGGGCUCAGGGCCUCAGCCUCCCCCAGGCCUGGUGUACCCGUGUGGCGCCUGUCGCAGUGAGGUGAAUGAUGACCAGGACGCCAUCCUGUGUGAGGCCUCCUGCCAGAAGUGGUUCCACCGUGAGUGUACAGGCAUGACAGAGAGCGCGUACGGGCUGCUGACCACCGAGGCCUCCGCCGUCUGGGCUUGCGAUCUCUGCCUCAAGACCAAGGAGAUCCAGUCUGUGUACAUCCGCGAGGGUGUGGGGCAGCUGGUGGCUGCUAACGAUGGGUGAUGCCGACCAGGGGGAUGGUUUCCACUGGCUUCCCGUUCCCAUGGGGCAGAAACACAGUGGCUCCUGGGGGCAGAGAAGGAACUGAGGUGGGCAGGCAGAAGAGCCUGGAUUGCUCACUUUUCUGGAAACUUAUACGUACACGUUGAGAUCAACAGAGAUCCAGGGAACCAAAGCCCUGCCGAGCAUUGUGGUGGCUCCAGUCCCCGAAGGCUGAGGGAUGUGGCUGCAAGAGAAGAGAGGCUGGAGGAAGAUCUGGAGGGCAGGGGUCUCCUCUGGGCAGAUGAUGGACGCCCCAGCACCUGUGCCUAACACUCCUAGCGAGCCCCACAGCUGCAGCCUUAGUGUUUGGAGUGACAUGGUAAAAGGUUUCUGGCCAGAGAAGUUGGGGUCCCAUCCCUGCAGUAGCCUUUUCAUGGGCUUUAGGAGACAGCUUUAGGGAAUAAAUGGGGAAUUUUCCUUUUUCUCACCCUCCCCUUGCCUCCUCCUAAGACUUACCCAAGUCCUACCCCUUCAGAGAACCAAAUAGCUUGAAAAAGCAGGAGAGCUCUUGGCUGGGGCAGUUUCUUGGUGAUUUGGGGCUUUAAGACUGUCUGUGGGUAAGAGAUGAUGUCCGGACAUGUGUCCCUCAUACCAAAGCCACUGGCCCUUU